This is a messenger RNA of Planococcus citri (citrus mealybug), 2180 nucleotides long. RefSeq names its product G-protein coupled receptor 143-like. Gene Ontology annotation, molecular function: dopamine binding; L-DOPA receptor activity; L-tyrosine binding. The coding region runs from base 229 to 1263 and encodes 344 amino acids. The record is from RefSeq and is a predicted model, not a curated record. Gene Ontology annotation, cellular component: plasma membrane; melanosome membrane. Gene Ontology annotation, biological process: G protein-coupled receptor signaling pathway; cell surface receptor signaling pathway; melanosome organization. The transcript has 6 exons. NCBI's taxonomy places the organism in Eukaryota, Metazoa, Arthropoda, Insecta, Hemiptera, Pseudococcidae.
UUGAAUUUUAUUUCCGUGAUCACCUGUAACGUAACUCCGAGUCUCCGAAUUUUUAUCAAAAUUCAAAUUUUUCAAUUCGGUAUGUAUGUGUUCAGUCCGUGUUUGUAGCGGCUUCGUCUUAACUUUCGUUCAGAGUUUUGUUUAAAUCAUUCUCAUAUUUCGAAUCUUACAUUCGGCGCUAGUUUAUUAUUUUGUCAUUAUAAGGAUAUGCAAUAAGAAAUAAUUAAAAUGACGGAUCCGCUAAUGCCCGCGUUUUGCUGUAAGCAACCAUCAAAAUGGACCAAAUUUUAUGAUAUGAUGGUAGAAAUUGAUUCUGAUCCUUACAAUUACAUUUGUAUGUUAUCGUCAUUAUGUGGAAUCGGUGGUGCUAUUUAUCAGAUUUUACCUCAAAUUUCCCUAGCUUUGAGUGAUAAUGGAAGUUGGGCAUCACAAAGGGGUCGGAAAACUAUAGUGUGGCUGGCUGUAGCAGAUUUUUUCGCAUCUUUAGGUAUAUUUGCCCGUUCGCUGAUCAGAUUGAUGGUACCUGCGAUGGUGCAAAGAAUAAAAGGCACUGUGACCUACUGUUAUCUCUUAUCGUUUUGGGUUCAGUAUUUUUAUGUGGUUUCUUGGAUGUGGACUUUGAUAUAUGCUAUUGACAUACGAUUAGCCUUAAGAGAACAACCAUCUUACCGCAAAACUUACCACUUCUGUGCUUGGAUUUUACCUGCCAUUUUCACUUUCAUUGGCUUGUUUAUAUUGUAUUAUCCCAACGCGAAUUGUUUUUGUUCAGCGGAAAACAGUUUUUGGAAAUUCUUUCCCAAUUACAUAGUUUCUUAUUUGCCUAUGCUUCUUGUAAUGAUUGUGAAUCCUGUGUUAUACAUAUCUGCCACAUCCUCUGUACAUCUUAUCGUUUCACAGUACCUGUCUCAGUAUACAAACAAAGAACGCCUUAUUGUCGAUAUGAUUAAAAUCAAAUUUGGUUUAAUCAAUUUGACAUUUUAUGCUUGUUGGUUACCCAAUUUGGUGAACACCGUUCUAUUAUACAGUAAUUGGGAUAAUUUACCUAGAAGAGUGAUUGUCUCAUUAUGGUAUAUAAUGGCUAUUAUGAACCCAUUGCAAGCAUUGUUUAACUGUUUAGUAUACCAAAAGCCCCACGAUCAGAUUUUGUCUCGUUGGAAUGCUUAUCGUGUUCAAGAAUUUCAUGAAGCGAAUGAAAGGACACCACUAUUGGCUCGUAGAAGCGGCUCAUCCAAUAACAGCGAAGAACCCGAAUUUGUUUUAUGAAUAAUGUUUCGAAUGCUGAUUACAUUUAGUAGGAGCAAAAUGUUUAUAUUAUGUAUUAGUAUUAUUCAAAUGAAAAGAUGCAUAACAGUAUGUAUAUUUGAUACCGCCUAUUUCAAUUAUUGAAAUUAUUAGCGUACUGCUAGUAAUUUAUGUGGUACCUUCAAUCAUGCUAUAAUAAUUAUGUCAUCCUUUGUGUUCCUUAUGCAACGUCAAUUGUUGAAAUUUGUGUCAGCUGUUUUGCAGUUGUUACUUUUUGUACUUAAAGUCAAAUCUAGUCUUGUAAUGGUUUAAUAUAGUUAGUAAUAAGAAGUGUCUGUUGACAAAAAGCCAGUAUGUAUAUACUCGUGCCUUUAAAACAUCCACAUUACUCGAGUAUUUCAGCUCUACGUUUACAAUUUUUUUUUCUAAAUACAUAUGUUAAAUUUUAAUCUGUGAUCUUUGUUCGUGAAUAAUUUCAUUAUUGUUUUAUAUUCUGAAAAUGUUAGGAGUUUUUUUUAAAAUAUGUAAUUAACGUUACUUUUUGAACAAUGUGUAUGUAUUGUGUAUCGAACUAUCGAUACGCCAAUGCAAAAAAAUUUCAGGACUCAAAUUUGAACAGAUUAUUAUUUUUCGAGCAACAGUUCCACUUGAAAUGUAGAAAAACAUUUACGUCACAUUUCUAAUGGAAUCGUAGCAUGCAAAAAAUUUUCAUCAUUUCAUAAUAUUCCAUUCAAUUUGAGUCUUGAAAAAUUGUUUGCUUGUGGAUUAUACGAUGUGUUAGAAUUAGGGUAUCGAUAUGUACAUUACAUACCUAUACCUAAACCUGUGCAAUACCAAUAUCAAAUUUGUAUUUAUUUUGUACAUUCGUUUGAGUAAAACCAUUUUUCAAGUUUAUUACUUACAAUGUUUAUUUUUAAUGUAUAAAUUAUUUAUUCUUA